AUGGCGGCGUCCGCUGCUGGCCUGGGUGGCGGUCCGGGCCCCGGGCCUGAGGCUGGGGAUUUCCUGGCCCGCUACCGCCAGGUGUCGAACAAGCUGAAGAAGCGGUUCCUGCGGAAGCCGAACGUGGCAGAGGCGGGCGAGCAGUUUGGACAGUUGGGCCGCGAGCUGCGCGCCCAGGAGUGCCUGCCCUACGCGGCCUGGUGCCAGCUGGCGGUCGCGCGCUGCCAGCAGGCGCUCUUCCACGGGCCUGGGGAGGCGCUGGCGCUGACCGAGGCCGCCCGACUCUUCCUGCGGCAGGAGCGUGACGCACGCCAACGACUCGCCAAGCUUGCAUGCUUCCUGAUUGCCGGCCCCCGGCCCCCCGCCCCGCCGCCGUCGCUCCUCAACCUUCCGGUCGAAGCCCCCGCCCCACUAGACUCGGUGUACCAACGGGUCUGUCCACCCCUCCGUCCCGCACCCGGGUUGCCGUUGUCCGUUCGCCCCCAUCACGACGCCACAGUCACGGUCUUGAGCUCCGGCCCAAGGAACACCAUCCCUCCCGGGCCCGUCCCGGGCUCUCACUUGCUCAGAGCCAACGCGGGGGUCUUCUGUGCCCCAGCCUCACCCCCAGCCCAGCCAGCCCCUCCCACCCAGGGCCACCCGCUGCAGCGUCCCCGAGAGAAACUGCUCUUCUCGGUCCUCCCGGACUCCGACCGCUCCCCGCACCGCAGGCGGACGCCGCCACCACCCCCGCCCCUCCGCCGCUCCAACGAGAGGGGCGCCCCACAACCACGUCCCACGCAAAGCGACUGA
Ailuropoda melanoleuca (giant panda) is the source of this 792-nucleotide messenger RNA. Its product is annotated as 40-kDa huntingtin-associated protein-like. Bases 1 to 792 code for a protein of 263 amino acids. Gene Ontology annotation, cellular component: early endosome. The record is from RefSeq and is a predicted model, not a curated record. The transcript is spliced from 2 exons. Gene Ontology annotation, biological process: vesicle cytoskeletal trafficking. NCBI's taxonomy places the organism in Eukaryota, Metazoa, Chordata, Mammalia, Carnivora, Ursidae.